Molecule: messenger RNA, 3872 nt
Organism: Salarias fasciatus (jewelled blenny)
Lineage: Eukaryota; Metazoa; Chordata; Actinopteri; Blenniiformes; Blenniidae
Gene: spata20
Product: spermatogenesis associated 20
Exons: 14
Coding region: 51-2075 (674 amino acids)
Biological process (GO): carbohydrate metabolic process
Source: RefSeq, a predicted model, not a curated record
GUUUGUAGCAGCUAACGCUAGCAUGCUACCAAAGUGACACCAGGUGGAUUAUGAUGUUAAGACUGGCAGCAUGGCGUCGGUCGGCGGCCACAAAUAGCCACACGGAGCCCGCACGCCUGCUCGCCGCCGCUCUUCUGGGAGCGAACCGGCCACCACAGAGUUCGGGGGGCAAGCGCUUACUACACACUCUCCUCCCACCGAGUGACAGGUCUGCGCCGUCGCUCCUCCAUCCAAUCCCGGCCUACUACCUCAGUCCACCUAUCUUCAGGAGCAUGGCGUCGGGGGGUGAGGGGCCUUCGUCCUCCUCCUCAUCUUCCACUCCACACAAACACACCAACAGGCUGGCCAAUGAGAGGUCGCCCUACCUGCUCCAGCAUGCACACAACCCUGUCGACUGGUUCCCAUGGGGACAAGAGGCGUUUGACAAAGCCAAGAAAGAAGACAAACCCAUCUUUUUAUCAGUGGGCUACUCCACGUGCCACUGGUGCCACGUCAUGGAGCGGGAGUCCUUCGAGGACGAGGAAAUUGGCAAGAUCCUGAGCGACAACUUCGUCUGCAUCAAAUUAGACCGAGAGGAGAGACCCGACGUGGACAAGGUCUACAUGACUUUCGUGCAGGCAACGAGUGGAAGCGGAGGUUGGCCCAUGAGCGUGUGGUUGACCCCUGACCUUCGGCCUUUCAUCGGAGGUACGUACUUCCCUCCUCGAGACCACGGACGAAGGCCUGGUUUCAAGACGGUCCUCACAAGAAUCAUGGAACAGUGGCAGAACAACCGCUCUACUCUGGAGUCCAGUGGAGACCGAAUCCUGGAAGCUCUGAAGAAAGGCACGGCGAUCACCGCAAACCCAGGAGAAAGCCCUCCUCUGGCCCCGGAUGUGGCUAACCGAUGCUUCCAGCAGCUCGCCCAUUCCUACGAGGAGGAGUACGGCGGCUUCAGGGAGGCUCCCAAGUUCCCUUCACCAGUGAACCUGAUGUUCCUGAUGUCGUACUGGUCCGUCAACCGCUCCACCACGGAGGGCGUGGAGGCUCUCCAGAUGGCGCUGCACACGCUUCGCAUGAUGGCGCUGGGAGGCAUCCACGACCACGUGGCACAGGGCUUUCAUCGUUACUCCACAGACUCCUCCUGGCAUGUUCCUCACUUUGAAAAGAUGCUGUACGACCAGGCUCAGCUGGCUGUAGCCUACAUAACCGCUUCCCAGGUAUCAGGUGAGCCGCUGUUUGCCGACGUGGCGAAGGACAUACUGCUGUACGUCUCCAGAGACCUGAGCGACAAGUCCGGGGGCUUCUACAGCGCCGAGGAUGCCGAUUCCGUCCCGGCGUCGGGGGGAGCGGAGAAGCGAGAGGGGGCUUUCUGUGUGUGGACAGCGUCCGAAGUCCGGGAGCUGCUGCCGGACGUGGUGGAGGGCGCCACUGGAGCCGCCACGCAGGCCGACAUCUUCAUGCAUCACUAUGGUGUCAAAGAACAGGGGAAUGUUGCUCCAGAACAGGACCCCCACGGGGAGCUGCAGGGCCAGAAUGUGCUGAUCGUGCGCUACUCGGCGGAGUUAACAGCUGCCCGCUUUGGCAUCAGCCUCGAGAAAGUCGACGAGGUCCUGGCCUCUGCCAGGGCCAGGAUGGCCGACGUGAGGACGCGCCGGCCACGCCCACAUCUGGACAGCAAAAUGCUGGCGUCCUGGAACGGCCUCAUGCUGUCCGCCUACGCUCGCGUCGGGGCCGUGCUGGAGGACAAGACCCUGCUGGAGAGAGCGCUGCAGGCGGCCCGGUUCCUCAAGGAGCACCUGUGGGACGCAGACCGCCAGAUCGUCCUCCGGUCUUGUUACCGCGGCGACCACAUGGAGGUGCAGCAGAUAUACCCGCCCAUCUCCGGCUUCCUGGACGACUACGCCUUCAUCGUGUGCGGCCUGCUGGACCUGUACGAGGCCACGCUGCGGCCCGAGUGGCUGCAGUGGGCCGAGGAGCUGCAGCUCCGGCAGGACGCGCUCUUCUGGGACCACCAGGGCGGAGGCUACUUCUGUAGUGACCCCAGUGACGGCACGGUGCUGCUGCAGCUGAAAGAGGCCAGCCGACUCUACUGAUCGGGGAUACUCAGCUCAUGACUUUUCAUGUCUGGAGAUCUGUCUGCUUGUGGAAAAAUAAAUAAGGACCUGAUUCAGGUGCUGGCGCUGUGAGGCCGCGCUGCCCGGAGCUCCGGAGGAUUGAUGGACGGGUGAAGGAUUAAUGUUCCUCCCGCAGCAUACCUCUGUGGCUCAGACGAGGGUGAGGAUGGAUCGGUCGGACAGGGUGCGAAGGCCCGCAGACACUCCAGACAGUCUGCUCAUAUCAACACAUGGACACUGACCUGAGGGGCCUGGAGGAGAAACGCAUGGAUUUCCUGUUGUCUGUUGGAACGACCGACGAGCCUAAUGGAUCGGCGUAAUCACUCAUUUAUUUGUUCAUUCUUCAUCCAUAUCUCUCAUCUGCCGAAGCCCAUCGCCGUAUCGAUCCAGCUUAACGAGACGGAAGCCCGCGCUGUAAAAUCCCUGCCAGUUUCGCUCCAGUGCUACACUUAAAACCGUAAGAGAGGAAGCAGACAUAGCGGAUGGCUAGAUACAUGAAUAGGCUGAGAAUAAAAGAGGGGAGCAGAAGAAUAUUGACCUCUCCCGUCGAGCUUCAGCGCCCCGCAGCCCGCCCUCAUUGCAGCCGUACCCCUCCGCCAUGAAAGGCACUCAAAGACCGAUGCUCUGAUUCUCCGGUUUCUUUUAUCAUCAGAUCUGCACAAUAUGUCUCCAUUGUGUCUGUGAGUCCACCUGCUUCCCAGAUACUGGAACGGCAUCACAACUCGAUCCACUUUCUGCCUGGUUUUCCCGGCAAAUUAACUCCUUAUUUUACAUUUUAAAUACAACUUUGUUUUUUUUCUCAGACCUCAGGUAUAAAGGCUGCAUCAGAACAAACCAAGAGCUGCUGAUGUUAAAUAAACAUCAUAUUUUUCUCCUGUGCAUAAUAUGCUGAUUGCUGUGAUGAAAUUUGAAGGUACCGUAACAAAUCAAGGCUCCGUCCGUUCGCCUAUGGCUCUAGCGCUGGAUCUGUCACUCCAGAUUAGGGAAUGUGAGCUGGGCUCCGAAUAGAAAAAUUAAUUCAAAGUGCUCCGCUGGAACUGCCACGUUCAACUCAACUACUUGGAAGUUACCCUGCAGGGAACGAAAGCUGUUGCUGCUCGCUGCGCUCGCCACGUUCUGACCAGUUUAGCACGGUUUAACCCGAUAAGCUCCGAUCCCACCUGGCCUCACACGAUAACGCAGUUCAUCAUGACAAUGGACCCUCAGGAUCUACACCCACUUAACCUUUGUUAGAUUUAAGGGCUUCAGGAAAUAUGUUUAGAAUGAAUACGCGGCGCCCCGGAGGCUAAACGAUAACCUCUAGUUCAGCACGGCACCAAGUAUUAUUUAAUGUGGUUAAUCCUUCAAAGAUCUGUCGAUACAUACCGUUUAUUUUGGGGACAGUGUUUAAAAUAACUAAUUUGUGCUAAUUUUGGGGUUUGAAGAGAGUUUUUCUUUCUUAGAAUACUUGACUGGUCUCGAGGGAGAUAUGGGAAAAACACAUUUUGAGGGAUUAUGCAUGUGUAAUCCCAUAUAGCUCCCACCAGGUUCAGACCCCUAUCAUCCGUUCUGUGAGGCUACAGUGAUAACCGCCACAUCGCUGCACGGUCUGCAGCAAGGCUCCACCGGAAGACAUAUCGACCCUUUAAUUGCACUCUGAUUAUCUGCUCUGAUUCUGCCGCGCGGCCAUGAGAUUAUUAUUUUCAUGCUGGCUGUCAGCGACUGUCAAUGGAUUGCCCAGAGUUUUCUUCGCGCAAUCACGUCCUGUCCUUGAAAACUGUUUUUCUCACCUCUUGC